CGUGUUCUCCCCGAUAACCCAACCAAUAUAUUAUACGCUAAUUGGCAAAAGCUCAUACCCACCCUUGUGGACCCGCAGUUGAAGUAUUACGCCCGAACUAUUGGCCAAGGCUUGGAGAAGACUAACCAAGUGAUCUCAGCGUGCGCAACUCUCUCUUGCACACGGAAAAAGACCAAUUUAUUGUGCCUAUUCUUC
Suillus clintonianus is the source of this 195-nucleotide messenger RNA. RefSeq lists its product as uncharacterized. Lineage: Eukaryota; Fungi; Basidiomycota; Agaricomycetes; Boletales; Suillaceae. The record is from RefSeq and is a predicted model, not a curated record. The transcript has a single exon. The annotation marks the transcript as partial.